GUAAGACACUCACACUCUCUCACACAGCUCUAAGAAAGAAUGCAUCAUUAUCAGUAUAUAUAGUGAGCCUUAUAUCAAAAAACCCUAGCCCAAUGGGAGUCACCUAAUCUGAUUUAUCCAAACAUUUUGGGCCUUUGUUAUUAAUUAAUCUCCAACAGUCCAAAAGCCUUGAAAAUCGACAAGAUAUUUUUUCAACAAAUAUAGAUUCAUUCAUUUCCAAUUUCUCUAGUUUCCCCAAUCCCUUCCUCAGUCCAUUCCUUUCCCUUCUAGCAGGAAGGAAUGGCAGUGACCAAUUUUUCAUCUGCCACUGUCACAGUCACUCCUCUUCUCAUAUUUCACAAACCCAGAAAAAUCUCUCCCCAAUUAUCAUCAAUUUUCCACCAAUCUUCCAAUUUGACCGAGAAAAGAUACAAUCUUUCUUUGCCAAAAAGGGGAACUCGAGGACUCAAAAUUGUAGCUCAAUCCAAGGAUAGCAAUUCAGCUGAUGCACCUGACCGUUUAAUCUCAGCCAUAUGCUACUUUUAUCCAUUCUUCGAUGGCAUUCAAUAUGGUAAAUACGUUAUCUCCCAGGUUGCACCAAUUAAAGCUCUGAUUCAGCCACUGGUUCCAGCAAUUAAGGUCUUUAAAGGGUUCCCUUUGAAUGGGUUCCUGGUUUUUAUUACCCUUUACUUUGUGGUUGUUAGGAACAAUAAUUUCAGUAGGUAUGUGAGGUUUAAUACCAUGCAGGCCAUUGUUCUUGAUGUGUUGUUGAUUUUUCCUGAUCUAUUGGAGAGGAGUUUCAAUCCUAGAGAUGGGGUGGGAUUGGAUUUGUUGAUGAGCUUUGAUAGCACUGUGUUUUUGUUCCUUUUGGUUUGUUUGAUUUAUGGUUCUUCUUCUUGCUUGUUUGGUCAGCUCCCUAGGUUGCCAAUUGUGGCUGAGGCUGCAGAUAGGCAAGUUCUUUGAUUUAAUCAAAGAAUUACAGAACAAAAAGAAACUCUAUUAUUGCUUAAUUUAUUGAGAAAUGGUAAUGUAAUUAUAUGCUCAUUUGUUACAUUUAUUAGAAGUCAAACCAUGUACCACUGCUUCAAGUUAGUUCCAAACUUUAGCCUUCAUUUGUUCUUACGUUUUUCAUUUUAAUGUUUCCCCCAACUCUGUGCUAAUUGCUACUUCUUUCCCCCCACAAAGACAUGAUGAUAAUGCUGUUGUAAAUGUACGUCCAUUUUGCUGAUAGUUCUUCUCUUGCAAUCGUACUGAUGGAAACUUUUUAUUAAUCUUGCACAAUGACAUUUUUUAUUCUGGCACUUAAAAAGAGUUAGGAAAGAACGAAUGUUGAUCAUCAGUAGCUUGACUUCAAGCCUGCAAACUGAACUACUAGUGGAUGAAUUUGCAUACAUUGGUUAAUGUCUUUUUAAAUGCUGCUCAUUUAUAUUGCUUAUUAGUAAUCACAUAUGUAACAUGUUCCUAUAAUUAGCUGCAGAUCAGUAGAAUAUGUAAUUUGAUUGUAGUGUACAACUAUACACAACGAUUGAUGUGAACAUUGAGAGCUUUACGAAUAACACAACAGCUUUCCCUAUGAUUACUGCAGUCUGCAGUAGUAGUUCUCAUCAGGAACUACGAGGCCCUAUUAGAUUUCAGUUGGGAACAAAUAGGGAAAUAUGUUCUUUUCUCCCUAUUUUCCCAUUAGUAGUCUCCACUUUUUGAACUAACAGAACAAAAUGGAUUGCAAGUUUUUCAACUUCACUGCCUCUUCUAAGAUGAUUAUGAAACUUUUAAUUAGUAGACUUGAUGAUAUAAUUGUGUUUUUGGCAUAUUUGAUGAUAAAUUGAAAAAUACUGAUUUAGCAUUCAAAUUGAAAAUGAAGUUAAUGGAAUUAUUCAAAUGAAUAGCGAUAAGAAAAUUAGGGUUGCAAUCUUUUUUGGUACUCCUUCCAUCCUUAAUAUAAGUCAUUUUGAUUUGUCCUAGGUUUCACCUAGUACAUAUUUUUAAUUAACAAAAAAAUCUUAAAAAUUUACGUUUAAAUUCGUUGUGUUCUCUUGAUUGUUAUGGAAUAUUUUUAAGAUUUUUUUGUCAAUUAAAAAUGCAUACUAGGUAAAACUUAGGACAAAUCAAAAUAUCUUAUAUUAAGACUGGAUGGAGUAUUUUUUUUGUAAUCUUUGUUAAAGCAGAUCAUUAUGGAAAAAAUGGUUUUUUUAAAACAGUGUGGCUGUUUUUUCGCUUUUUCUUCACUGCCUCUUCUGAUGGGAGAAGAUGAUUGAUAUAAAGCUUCACUGAAACCAUUAUAAUGUUUCUAUAUCAAUUAUCACAUUCAACUAUCUACAUAACUAUGUUCCGGUUAAAGCAGCAACCAAAAAAAACAAAAACAGUUUUGUAAUAAGUGUAUUGGAUGGUGAUAUUUCUGCCAUAUUCUGAAAUGAAAAAGAAGCCUAUGUUCUGCAGUUGUGGAAAUGGAAAGCUUACAUAAUUCAGAGGAACUGGCAUGAGACGGCCACAGAAUGUUGCCAUCUUUUCGGCUGCAUCAGCAUCCAUAUUUUGCAGUUGGCCGCAGAAUGGCUCUCUGAAGAUCCAACUUUUGCUGCGAGGCCCAUACCCCGAGUGAUUAAUUUCCAUGAUGAUACCACUACCUACAUACUUUAUGCUUCAAAAUCCAUAGUUAAACAAUUAUUUCCCCAUCUGAUAUAUCACAGUCUCAUACCAUGUUUUUGAAAUUAAAUCACUGACCCGACUAACCAAUAAUUGAGCAGCAUAUUUUCCCUCCAUAUCAAGAAUACAAAAAAAAAAAAAUAAAAUAAAUUUUCCAACUCCAUUUGUUAGUAUAGAACAAGCAAGUUGUAAAAAUUGCAGAUUGUUAUAUUCCAAUUAAUUUCAACCUACUUCCAGUGUCGUUUUUCCAAACACGUCCCAAUGAUUGUCUUAUUGAUUUUAGAAAUUAAUUAAAUCAAGGUAAGUGUGAGUUUUCGUACCCGUUAGCUUGUCACAUUUGAUAGAUUUACACCCUCGCACAUUGUCGUAUUAAUGAAGCUCUCAUGUAUUCUGCAUAAUUGCCUCCAUUUUGUUCAUGUAUUUGCAAACCUUUCGAUUAAACAAAUAUAUGGUUGAUUGUGUUAGGCGAAUGUAGCAUCUUGUAGUUGAUUAAUUAGGAGUGUUCUUUAUUCUUGAAAAAAACUUUCUUUUAGGGUUCAUACACUUUCUAAUGUGAGCUGUAUGCGUAUUAGUGUUUGCAAUAAACCAAUCACUCAACUAAAAAUCAUAUUAUGCUUAUAAGU
Messenger RNA from Oldenlandia corymbosa var. corymbosa, 3242 nucleotides. The record is from the annotation of a GenBank genome assembly. NCBI's taxonomy places the organism in Eukaryota, Viridiplantae, Streptophyta, Magnoliopsida, Gentianales, Rubiaceae.